AUGCUGUCUUGGAGCGCCAUCCGGUCGGCCCUCCUCUUCUUUGGGCCCAUGCUCCUUCCUCGUAUCAUAGCCUUCUACCGUAGUCUCCGAGCACCAAACAACGCACAACGAGUACCCGUGUCGCCAGAAGCAUCUCGUGCCCUGAACCUCCUUUUCGCCAGCGCUGUCAUCUCGCUCAUCUUCACCCUCCCAUACUUCAAGCCCACCAAUAUUUUCAGAGAGACCGAGUCGCGACUGCAGACGCCCACUCCCGUCCUCUUCAACAGACUGUCCACCAUCACUCCCCAAGACGAGAUACUGCGCCAGAUCUUCACAACAGGAGGACUGGAAGCAAGAUUACAAUACCUCCGCUUUGGUCCUGAUGUCCUGUGCAACUGUCCUCUGGUCAACGACCCCAAGGCCCAGGAUGUGGGUACCAGCUACCUGAUCUGCGCCCUGCCCUCACUGCUCAAGACACAUCUGAUGCACCUGCUCUUCCUCGGCCUCGCUACCUCUACCCUGGUCGGAGGCACAACAGCUGCUCGUUGGAGAACUGCUGCCGUCAUCUCAGGCGUUGUAGUCAUGAUCGCAGACGUCGCUUCCGUCGCUACAUACGAGCACCAACGCAACGCUCGCGCCACUACCUUCUCUGCCGUCGAGAACUUCUUCUGGACUCGCUGGUGGGUUUCUCGUCUGACAGCUUGUAUCACAGAUGUCGGAGUGGCUCUUCUCAUUUGGGCUUCCGCUACCAACCGCGCUUUCGUGCUUCCACCUUCCCCAGCUAUCGUCCUCGAAUCUCAGACCAGAGUCCUUGAGAAGUCGCUCGCGAAAUUUAGAUCGCUUGGAGCAGUCAGAAAUGUUGUCAUGAGGGAAACUGGGUUCAGAGCCAAGGUGGGCGAGUACUGGAGAAAAGAAGGAGAAAUCAUGCACGAAGUCCUGGAAGAAAGAGAUGUCGUUGAAGCUAUGAACGAAGUGUUGGCAAAGAUUGAUGUGGAUGGUGUCACGAGGGGUGCAGACGAGUUUGUGGAACAGGUUUUGGGUCCGGCUACUUGA
This is a messenger RNA of Aureobasidium vineae, 1032 nucleotides long. The record is from the annotation of a GenBank genome assembly. NCBI's taxonomy places the organism in Eukaryota, Fungi, Ascomycota, Dothideomycetes, Dothideales, Saccotheciaceae.